This is a messenger RNA of Trichomonas vaginalis G3, 786 nucleotides long. RefSeq lists its product as uncharacterized. The transcript has a single exon. The record is from RefSeq and is a predicted model, not a curated record. Lineage: Eukaryota; Parabasalia; Trichomonadida; Trichomonadidae. Bases 1 to 786 code for a protein of 261 amino acids.
AUGAUAACGAAGGCAGUAGAAGCUAGUGGAACAGUUACUAUUACAACUGUAACCCAGCAACUAUUUCGAACAAAGAUGGAUUUUAAUGAAUGUUUCAUUCAUCCAAAGUCAUUCUCUUUAGACCCUAACAUUUAUACAGAACUUGUAGAACAUUAUACAAACGAGGCUUUAUGUUUUCCUGUUAAAGUUAUGGAUUGGAUUCCUAUGGACGGUUCAUUCUCAAAGAAUACAGAUAGUUCAAGUGCAACAUUUACAGCAGCUUAUACGCCUAUUAAUGUUAAAAGUAUUUGGGCACUAUUUAGAAAGAAAGACAACUAUUAUGUUAAUUUUGAGAACCCUAAGUUUAAAUAUCUUCAGCUUUCCAUGGGAGCUUAUGGAAAUAUGCCUGCAGAACCUGAAAAAUCAUAUGGACCUGUAUUUUAUGAAAUGGUUGCGAACGCUUGCAAUACAAACAAUGAUAUGAUAGGAUUUAAUGAAGAUGUUAUGAGGUCAUUGGUGGAUGAUGGUAGUGUGGAACAUAAAUGGGAUAGCUAUGACAACACACAUUUCUUAUGUGGUUUUCCAACAGAAGUGGACUUUUGCUUCCAGCAAGGUCAAACAUCUACUGCUCCAAUAACAUACAAAUUGUCUGUUAAAGGACCUAUUGAACUAGCAACUGAAAAUGUACCAAAGCCACUUAUUGGAUUUAUGAGGGAUUGUUGCUUUGCCAUUCAGGUGCGUGCUAAUGGCAUCCCCAUAAUAAGAUUAGAUGACUAUAACUUAGCUACGGACGACAGUGAGGAAUAA